This is a messenger RNA of Castor canadensis (American beaver), 973 nucleotides long. Lineage: Eukaryota; Metazoa; Chordata; Mammalia; Rodentia; Castoridae. The record is from RefSeq and is a predicted model, not a curated record.
GGUUUAGAUCCCUUUGGCAAGACUGUGGGCGCUCUUUCACCAGAGGUUGCUUGUACUGUUGAAAACCACCGUGUGCAGAGACAAGCCCAUGUACAGUGGACAUAGUCCACCGAGCUGCCACCUUCCCUCCAUCUCCACAGGGAGCUGCUGUAGAGAGCCAGAGAAGAUUCCAGAGAAAGGAGACUGCAGCUUGGCCAAGGUGGAGAGGCGAUUCAGUGCUAAGCACAGUGAUUUCCUAGAACCUAAGGGAUGCUUUGCCAGCGUGGUAUCCUGUGGCAGAAAGGUCAGCUCCUCCUCUUCUGUUGAAACGGGUUUGCAUGCCAGUGAGUCUCCAGGCCUUGCCAGAGUAUGUGCUCACCUUGACACUGCUGCAGAUUCAGGUCAGAAAUCCUCCUCCUUACAUUCUGACCACUCCUCUGAGACCUCAUUGCCUGAUGUCCAUACAAAUCCUGAGGAAUUCAGCCUGCUGAAGCUGCAGACAGAGGAUGGGCAGCGUCCGGAGUGGACAUUUUACCCAAGGUUUAGUAGUAACAUCCACACCUACCAUGUUGGAAAACAGUGUCUCUUUAAUGGGGUGUUCCUUAGCAACAGGAGGUCUCUGGCAGAGAGGACGGUGGACAAGAGUCUCGGCAGAAAGAAAUAUGAUAUUGAUCCCAGGAAUGGAAUCCCGGCACUGACCCCAGGGGAUAAUCCGUAUGUGUUCCCAGAACAGAGUAAAGGCUUCCACAAAGCAGGAGCAACUCUGCCGCCUGUGAAUUUUGCACUAGUACCUUAUGAGAAGAAAUUUGAUACGUUUAUUCCACUUGAGCCUCUUCCACAAAUUCCCACCUUGCCUUUCAGGGAGAAGGAAAAGACCAAUAACCUCAAGAAUGAGAUCAAAGAAGUCGAGGAGCUUGACAACUGGCAGCCAGCAGUGUCCUUAACACACGGUUUAUUCUCUUCUGGUGCUUUGGACUUUCCAAGACUAUCCUGA